AUGCGAUUCCUCACAACCGUUCUCAUUCUUCUAGGUUUGAUCUUUACAAGUCAGGCAGUUAAGCUCAAUCUUAAAUCUAAAGCUGUAUCAAUUGAGAAACUCUAAUAAUCAGACUAGUUGAGAAUCAUCGCUUAAUUCACUGAUUGUGAUAGCGUCUGCACUUUUUACGUAUUAGUUCAAAAUUAAGAUGGGAACUAGCAUUUUAAAGCAUGUCCAUCUAUCCUUCAUAGUUGCAAUAGAUAUUGGGAAUGUAAAGGCCUUUAACUUCCUGAUCUAGAUAAUCCAUGUUGGAAAAAUGACUGA
This is a messenger RNA of Stylonychia lemnae, 303 nucleotides long. NCBI's taxonomy places the organism in Eukaryota, Ciliophora, Spirotrichea, Sporadotrichida, Oxytrichidae. The record is from the annotation of a GenBank genome assembly.